AUGGCCGACGUCAAGCGCAAUGCUGGCAAGACCGGCGCUGCACAGGUGUCAGACUCCAUCGACAGCUUGACUGCUGCCAUUGGUGCCCGUAUCAAGGUCUCGACAGUCGCACCUCACUCGCAGACUCUCCAGGGCACUCUCUUCACCGCAUGCCCCAAGUUGAACAUCAUCGCCAUCAACACCGCGCCCGCUCCUCCGAACCCGUCGUCCACUCUGUCCAACCAGCCCGGCGACUACCACAUCAUCCCCAUCCAGCACAUCUCGUCAUUCGACAUCGUCUCGCUAGACUCGAAUGCUGCCAAACAGACCGCCGCUACUGUCCAGCCUCCCAUCGCCCCCGUCGACAUUAAGAAGUUGCGCGAGCGCGAAGAGGCCAAGAUCCGCCAGCUGCGCGAACAAGAAGCCAACAAGGGCAAGGGUGUCAGCCGCGAGGCUCAGCAGAUCUUUGAUGCCUUGAAGCGAUUGCUCCCUACCCGCUGGCACGGACAGGAGAUAGUCGUCAGCGAUGCCGUGAUUAUCAGUCCGCCAUACACUGUAAACGACUGCAAAGCUCCCAAGGGCAAGGACCAAGCUCUCGACAGAAUCAGAAUGGUCUUGGAUGGUGAGAGGAGAAAGAUUGCCCAGCGCGCUGCUCAAGGAGGCACUCCUCCGCCCGGCGCCCCCAGAAAAGGAGGUUGA
Messenger RNA from Aureobasidium namibiae CBS 147.97, 678 nucleotides. RefSeq lists its product as uncharacterized. Lineage: Eukaryota; Fungi; Ascomycota; Dothideomycetes; Dothideales; Saccotheciaceae. The transcript has 3 exons. The coding region runs from base 1 to 678 and encodes 225 amino acids. The record is from RefSeq and is a predicted model, not a curated record.